UGGAAUUCCAGAUACUGGCAGUGAUUAACCAAGGGAAUGAAAAUAAAUGUGCACAAGACUUUGACAGUGGAGAAUAAAGUGGAACGUUUGGUAAUACGAGCCAGAAUGGAUGACAAGGUGGAUGACAAAGAUGAGGACAGCUGCAGUACAUACCCAAGCCUGGUGCCUCUUGGCAGUGAAAUCAAGGCCAGGAUGCAACAUUGGGUGGAGGACAGAACAGAGACUGCUAUGCCAUUGCCAUUGUGGACUGGUGUGCUGAUCGUAGCUGUACUGGCUGUGGUGGGAGUGUCUCUCAUAGGCGUUGUUGUGUUUUUAUUCUACCGAAGAUACAAACAGUACAAGGAGCAGCAGCCUCACUAUCGCUUCAGGAAAAGAGACAAAGUUAUGUUUUAUGGCAGAAAGAUCAUGAGAAAGGUGCAGACCUUGUCCUCUACCUCAACCCCUAUCUCUACUUCAGGGUCCCAGAAGCAGCGAAUCAGGAAGAGAACUAAAGUCCUGUCUAUAGCACGAAAAAUCCUACGCAUUAGGAAGGAGCCUUCCACCCUGGUGGCUAAGGAGCCCCCUCCCUCUCUGCUGGAGGCUGACCUCACAGAGUUUGACGUGCAGAACUCCCACCUGCCCUCUGAGGUGCUCUACAUGCUCAAGAACGUCAGGGUCCUGGGCCACUUUGAGAAGCCUCUGUUCCUGGAGCUGUGUCGUCACAUGGUGUUUGUGCAGCUCCAUGAGAUGGAGCCUCUCUUCCGUCCCGGGGACAUAGACGACAGCAUCUACGUGGUGCAAGAUGGCCGUCUGGAGCUCUGCAUACAUGAGAGUGAUGGGACAGAUGUGGUUGUGAAGGAGGUGUUGCCAGGAGACAGUGUCCACAGUCUGCUCAGUAUCCUGGAUGUCAUCACUGGUCACUCAGCCCCCUACAAGACUGUAUCUGCCAGAGCUGCAGCCCCUUCUACCAUACUGCGUCUUCCAGCUGCUGCCUUCCAGUGUGUGUUUGAGAAAUACCCAGAGACUCUGGUCCGCGUUAUCCAGAUCAUCAUGGGCCUGCAGAGAGUGACCUUCCUAGCCCUUCACAACUACCUAGGUCUCACCACCGAGCUCUUCAAUGCGGAGAGCCAGGCAGUCCCCUUGGUGGCAGUGCACAGUGUGAUAGGUGAAGCUAACCCUAACAGGGGUCUACACAGACAGCACUCCCGGUCUGAAGAGGCUGGGCCUGAGAGAGGGGGUUCUCAAAGACAGACUCAGUCUGAAGAGUCUGGCCAUGAGAAGGGGCCCAGUGACACAGAGAAUGGGGAGAGGAAGUCCUGUCUUUUAGAUACCAUCCCCACCACUAAAGGAAAGAGGUCUCGCUCUCAGUCCACUCCUGUGGCAGUGUCAAGUGUCACGUCUGCUGACCUCAACGUAACGUAUCAGCGAGCCAGAAUACGAGAAGCAGCAGCUAAAGCAGAGACACCACCAGGAAGUCCCCAGGUCCCACACAAGUCCAUUCUGAAGAAGAGUGUGACUAUGCUGCAUACUCCCUCUGCUGUGUAUCACUACCACGAGGCUGGAGAAAGUCAGUCAGGCCACAUCCACCACAGCAAGAUCAACACCAUCUUCCAGGCUGCCAAGAAGGACCUGCAGCGCCUCAUACAACUACAGGACCUCAGUCUGCUGGAGGGCAGAGUGACUCUGCGUCAGGUCAAAGCUGGCUGUGUGGUGAACAGCCAGGGGGACCAGGAUGUGAGUGUGCAGUUUGUGAUCUCGGGGGCGCUCCAUGUGUACCAGAGGACGAUCGACCGGGAGGAGGACACCCUGCUGUUUCUCACCCACCCGGGGGAGAUGGUGGGUCAUCUGGCCGUGCUGACCGGUGAACCCCUCAUCUUCAGCGUCCGAGCACACAGGGACUGCACCUUCCUGUCUAUCUCUAAAGCUGCCUUCUAUGAGAUCAUGCGCGAGGAGCCCAGAGUGGUGCUGAAUGUGGCUCACACCGUGGUGAAGAGAGUAUCCUCCUUCGUCAGGCAGAUAGACUUUGCUCUGGACUGGAUGGCUCUGGAGGCCGGCCGCGCUGUCUACAGGCAGGGAGACAAGUCAGACAGCACCUUCAUCGUCCUCAGUGGCCGCCUACGUUCUGUCAUCGCAAAGGAUGAUGGGAAGAAGGCGUUGACUGGGGAGUAUGGUCGCGGUGACCUCAUUGGGGUGGUGGAGGCCCUGACCCAUAUGAACUGAGCCACUACAGUACACGCAGUCAGGGACUCUGAGCUAGCCAAGCUGCCUGAAGGGGCCCUCAGCUCCAUCAAGAGGAGGUAUCCACAGGUAGUGACCAGACUCAUCCAUCUGCUGGGUCAGAAAAUCCUGGGGAAUAUGCAGCAGGGUAACGGACCCUUGGCAGCUAGUGGCCUGUUCCCCAGCAGUAAGUGGGAUUCAGGGAACCCGGCCUCUAACCUGUCCACUGUGACCAUCCUGCCUGUAUCAUUGGAGGUACCUUUAACAGCCUUCACACUGGAGCUGCAACAUGCACUCAGUGCCAUUGGUCCCACCUUACUAUUGACCAGUGACAUCAUCAAACAGAGACUGGGUGCUGCCGCACUUGACAGUGUGCAUGAGUACCGUCUGUCCAGUUGGCUGGGGCAGCAGGAGGACAUCCACCGCAUUGUUCUCUACCAAUCAGACGAUACCCUAACCCCCUGGACCCAGCGCUGCAUCCGUCAGGCCGACUGCAUCAUCAUUGUAGGACUAGGAGAGGCUGAGCCCACUGUGGGUGAGUUGGAGCGGAUGCUGGAGGGCAGUGCUGUGCGGGCACAGAAGCAGCUGGUUCUGCUGCACAGGGAGGAUGGUCCCCCGCCCCAGGGCACUGUUGACUGGCUCAACAUGAGGAGCUGGAUCUCCAAACACCUGCACCUCUCCUGUCCACACAGGGUCUUCUCCAAGAGGAGCCUGCCUAAACUGAGAGAGAUGUACGAGCGUGCUUUCCAGAAGCCUCCGGACUGCCACUCUGACUUCAGCCGUCUGGCCAGAGUACUGACAGGCAACACCAUCGCCCUGGUGCUAGGGGGAGGGGGUGCUAGGGGCUGUUCUCAAGUUGGCAUCCUGCGGGCGAUCAAUGAGGCUGGAAUCCCUGUGGACAUGGUGGGUGGCACCUCCAUCGGCUCCCUGAUGGGGGCGCUGUACGCUGAGGAGAAGAGCAGCAGCCGUAUGAGGGUUCGCGCUCGCGAGUGGGCCAUGGGCAUGGGGUCCAUCUUCAAGAAUGUGUUCGACCUGACGUACCCUGUGACCUCCAUGUUCUCUGGGGCUUCCUUCAACAACAGCAUAAGCUCUGUCUUUAAGGACAAACAGAUUGAGGACCUGUGGAUCCCUUACUUCAACGUCACAACGGAUAUCACUGCUUCAUCCAUGAGGGUUCACACUGACGGUCUUUCCCUGUGGAGGUAUGUUUGUGCCAGCAUGUCACUGUCUGGGUACAUGCCUCCCCUCUGUGACCCCAAAGACGGACACUUACUCAUGGACGGUGGCUACAUCAAUAACCUGCCUGCUGACGUAGCUCGCUCCAUGGGGGCCAAAGUAGUGAUAGCCAUCGACGUGGGCAGCCAGGACGAGACUAACCUCACCAACUACGGCGACUCGCUGUCUGGCUGGUGGCUGCUAUGGAAACGCUUCAAUCCCCUGUCAGAGAAAGUCCAGGUCCUGAACAUGGCUGAGAUCCAGACCAGGUUGGCCUAUGUGUGCUGCGUUCGUCAGCUGGAGUUGGUUAAAGACAGCGAGUACUGCGAGUGCAUCCGGCCGCCCAUCGAUCGCUAUGGCACCUUGGAGUUUGGCAAGUUCGACGAGAUCGCUGAGGUGGGCUACCAGCACGGUAAGACAGUGUUUGACAUGUGGAGUCGUAGUGGAGUUGUGGAUAAGAUGAUGAAAGACAGACAUCAAGAGGAAUUUCACAAGACCAAGAGCUGCAAUGUGGUCACAUGUCCCAAUGCCUCCUUCACUGAUCUGGCAGAAAUUGUCUCUCGAAUUGAGCCUGUCAAACCAGUCCUGGUGGAAGUGUUUUUCGCUCUUUGUCCCUCAGAGUUAUCAGACGAUUACCAGACGGACUAUGAUGAGGAGGCCAGGGAAAGUGCUCUCUCCGACUUUGACAUGUCUAAUCCCAACAGUGGAGCGGAACACACAGAGGGGGAGGAGACUGCAGACACAGCUGACACAGAUGAAGAGAUUCAGAUCAGGGUCCGACAUCACCAAACCAAACGGCCACCAAACCGCUCAGACAGUGUUGAUGAUCCAUAACACCCAUCAUAUUCAUGAUGCACAGUUUCUCUGUCCGGUUGACAAUGUCUAGACAUUAUUAUUAUGUUAGGAUGUUUAUCAUUUUUAAGCUGUUAUGUUGUAUUAUGAUCAAGGUCAUAGCAUUUACAUUGCAAAACAAUCAUAUCAUUCUUCUAGUAUUUACAUUAUACAUGGUAUUGUUGUUUUAGAGUGAAUGUCUUACUUUAAUCAUGUAGAAUAUGUAUUGCUAUUUACAUUGUUAGAAAGGAAACUGUUGAGUGCCAUAUUAUCAGGGAUUUGUGUGUGAUACCUAACAGUAGAUGUAUUUUUUUCUCCUUCCCUUUCUUUAGAUUGCUAAGGAAAAGUAGAGUAGAAUGUUUUAGUCAGGAUUAUGGAACAUCUGUAGUACACUACUAAGAAUAAAAGGUGGAAGAGUAGCAGAAAAUAGAUCAUACUUUGAUAUGAUUUUGCAAACACUAUGGUUUUGUCCUUUAUGAUUUGAAAACUGAUGAUUUAACCCAUAAGAGUCUAAGCCGGGGAGGUUGUACUAAGCUAUAUGGAAUUGUUUUAAUGAGGUCAUACCAUCAUUUAGCUAUUUGAUUUGGAAUUAUAAGACCCCUGGAAGUAUAAAACAAUAUAUAAACAAAUAAUUGUGGGCCUUACUGCUAUUAGCCCAUAUAAACACAUUGAACAACAGAUAGUACCCCAAAAAAUCAAGAGGAAGUUUGUUCUGAAGUGUCUGUCCUAUAUCUGAGAGAUAUACAGUAUAAGAAAGAUGUAAAAAACAUAUGAAUAAAAAUGUUUUCUAUGCCCGUAA
Salmo salar (Atlantic salmon) is the source of this 5041-nucleotide messenger RNA. The record is from RefSeq and is a predicted model, not a curated record. NCBI's taxonomy places the organism in Eukaryota, Metazoa, Chordata, Actinopteri, Salmoniformes, Salmonidae.